UACGAAACGAAUACCGUUGCUCAUUCUCUCUGCCGACUUGAAAAGUAAAACUUGAUGGAGGUCGAUGAAAUUUUUGAUUUGACAGAAGGAAAGGAAAGUGUUUUUUUUUUCCAUGUAAAAAGCGAAAACCAUGGCGGGGGGCCAGACAAGUGAUGUUGAGAGUAUUCUCAAGGCCUACCAGACGGAGUACUGAUUUGCUCGAUGGCUUUUUAUGUCUCGACUUCGAUUUCGAAUCCUAAUCCUUUGGUCACUAGCACGAAAGAGGCAGCAUCGCACCCGCACGUUAAUGCGGAGACUGUGCGAGCGUAGUUUUAGGUUCAUUUAAACACGAGGGCGAAAAAAGGCAAAACAACAAUUAUCAGGUACCCAACAGUCAUCGGAUAUGUAAUGAUGAACUCGGACGGCAUACCGUGCAAAUGGGACACCGAGCACGUGACCUACGACCGCGCUGUCAUGUAUUUACAAUGUAAUUUUUUGCGACUCGAUACUGAUACUCUGGGUCUGGUCGAUACCUGCUUGCUGUGCUAUGUUUUUUUUGUCUAGGCAGGUAAGUGGGUCUAGAAAAAAAAAAUAAAAAAUCAACCGACAGAGAAAAGUCCAACCCGCACAGAGAAAACUUUGCCACACGUAAAAAAUUUCCGUCGUGCAGAGAAAACUCCCCGCGGUGAACAUGGUCGCAGAACCCUCCUACACGCGAGACAGUGGCGCAGCUUAUGCACGCCUACCCUCGCGCGGUCGGCCGGCGUGCGUUUUUAUUGUUUUUGGAAAAAAUCCGCGCCGAGGCCGAGCGGCAUCCGUGGCUGCUUUGCAGCUUCAAUACGUGGGCGCGGAGUUCCUUCACGCCUUUGAAUGAAGCUAGUCCUUGUGGUGCUGUGGAAGGGUUGACCGAGGCGGCGCACGUGCAUCCACAGGGCCGCUAGGGGACGCCGGGGUGUGCAGCCACAAAAGCGCGCGGCGGUGUCUUCAGGCUAUUGGGCGCGCGCGCCCUACAGGCGUGUGGCAGCGAGCGCGCAGGCCCGCGCGUGUGCAAAUUCCUAGCGGGCUGCGUGUGUCCUGCGUGGAGGGCCGGGGCAUCGCCGCUGCCUGCUGGCCAAAAAAAUUAGUCCGCGCGCUUCGCGCGCGGCUUCGGCGGGCAACUUUUUCUGCUGAGGCCCGCCCUCCGUCCGCCGGGCCGGCCUACCCGGCGGGCCCGGGCCCGCCGUGGUUUUUCUUGCCGAUCGAAAAAUCAAACACGAAAAAGCCCCCCCGGAAUCCCCCUGGGGGCGCUUCUCGUUCUCGUCUGGUUUGCAAAAAUUCUUUUUUGGCUCGCGCGCUUUUAUUUUGUUGCUACGGCCCCGCCGGUAAAACGGCAAAAACUGACUGGGAACCGGAUUCGGAGCUGGUAGCUGAGAAAAAAUUCCGCGCGCGCGCGCGCGUUAACAUGGUUUUCGGCUGCUUAGGGGCAGGGCAGGCCCGUCUGUGCUAGGGCAGAGCUUUCCAAGAAUCAAUGCCGGGCCCGGUACAGUGUUUCUCCUUCGACCUCCUGUGGGGUUUUGCCAUUUUUCCGGCGCGCACCGCGCGCCUGGGGAAUCCUUUCCAGGAUUAGAAGUAAUUCGUGGCGCGCAUGCCCCAUGCCCAUGCGCGCUCACACCCCCGCCCUUCAAAGGAAGCAAGAGCGGCUGCUUGUGUCGCCGUGUGCCAUGCGAAAUUUUUCUUCGCGCGCGCUGCGCGCGCGAUGCGGGUACCUUUUUGAGCUAGGGGGCCGGCUAACGGGGACCGGCGGGAUUGCCAUACUCCCUGGCGUUUCUACCUUGACUUCCAGCCAAAUUGCCGGCCCAGGCAUUUCUACCCGGGUUUCCGGUAGGGGUGGUUCAUAUUUUAUCUUUCGAGACCCACUUACGGGGUCGCGCGAUGGGUCCCUGUUGAUGUGCUACAGCCGAUUUUGAUUAGUAUGUAUUUGCGACGAAUGAAUCUUCGUGUCAUUGAUGACGGAUCGCCAAUUGCUAGUACGCAAAUGAUGAAGUAGAAAAUGAAAAAGGAAAAAAUCUCGUUCAGGAUAUCAGCACUGAUGAUGGACUACGUGCAAAACUGUAAGAAGAGCCUCCGAGAAUUGGUACCCGGUCCAGAAUCCGAGCUACAGAAUGUACGGCUCAGAACAUCAGACGGUGUGGAGCUGGUCGCAAUUGCCACGAACGAGUGCCAUACUUUUUUUUUCAUAGCUUAAGCUUUCUACUUCCCCCGCAUUCCUCAUAAUUCCUGGAAGUACUUCAGAGGAGCCGUUUUGUCUAUCACUCAGUGAACCUUGUUAACGCUUGGAAAAAAAAUAACCAGGUAUACCCUGGUAACCAUGCAGAAUUGCACCGGCACGCCGUGGGACUUCGGGGAGGAAGUCGGCGGAGCAGCUGGUGGUGGUGAGGGUUAA
Molecule: messenger RNA, 2401 nt
Organism: Amoebophrya sp. A120
Lineage: Eukaryota; Dinophyceae; Syndiniales; Amoebophryaceae
Source: the annotation of a GenBank genome assembly